Messenger RNA from Symbiodinium natans, 1416 nucleotides. NCBI's taxonomy places the organism in Eukaryota, Dinophyceae, Suessiales, Symbiodiniaceae. The record is from the annotation of a GenBank genome assembly.
AUGUCGUUGCGCUUGGACGUCGUGCUGCUGAGCGGCAGGGGCGCGUCCCUGGAAGUGGACGCGAGCUCCACCAUCGACGCACUGAAGCAGCGGGCGCAGCGGGAGUUAGGAGUGGCUCCUGGAACCUUGGUGACCAGCGCCGGGGUGGAGGUGAAAGGACAGGCUACCCUUGCAGCGGCCGGCCUGCAGCAUGGCGAUCUCUUGAGCCUGCACACGAAGAGAGUCCAGGUGGCUUCGUCACGCACAGGGGGAUUCUCCGCCAUCCUCGGGGACGGCUCGGUGGCGUGCUGGGUGAGUCGAAGCUGCGAAGAUUGCAGUGCUGUUCAGGAGCAGCUGCAUUCGGUGCAGCAGAUCCAGGCUUCCGAUUGCGCCUUUGCUGCCAUCUGCAGCGACGGCCGCGUCGUGACGUGGGGCAACCCUGCCUACGGCGGGGACAGCAGUGCCGUACAGGAGCAGCUGCAGAACGUCACGCACGUCCAAGCUUCCGCGCGCGCCUUCGCGGCGCUCCGUGGCGACGGCCGUGUGGUGACCUGGGGCCCCUGGCGGUGGGGGGGUGACAGCAGCGCCGUGAAGGAGCAGCUACAAGACGUGCAGCAGAUCCAGUCUUCUAGGGGUGCCUUUGCUGCUAUCCUUACCGACGGCUCAGUUGUUACCUGGGGCAGCUCUGCUGGAGGUGGUGAUAGCAGCAACGUCCGGAUGCAGCUGCAGGAUGUGCGCUGGAUCCGAGCGUCCUAUGCAGCCUUUGCCGCCGGGCUCGGUGAUGGUUCUGUUGUGACCUGGGGAAUAUGGGGACUGGGUGGUGACAGCAGCAGGGUCCAGGAGGGUUUGCAAGACGUGCAAGAGGUUCAAGCCUCUCACUCAGCGUUUGCUGCCAUCCUUGGCAACGGCUCCGUUGUGACGUGGGGAGACAUCUAUGCAGGUGGUGACUGCAGCGACGUCCAGGAGCAGUUGCAGGAUGUACGGCGCAUCCAGGCUUCCUUCAGGGCAUUUGCCGCCAUUCUUGGGGACGGCUCCGUUGUGACCUGGGGCAGAGCCCUCCAAGGAGGCGACAGCAGUGCUGUGCAGGAGCAGCUGCAUUCUGUGCAGCAGGUCCAGGCUUCCGAUUCCGCGUUUGCUGCCAUCCGCAGCGACGGCCGCGUCGUGACAUGGGGCGACUCUUCCUUCGGUGGGGACAGCAGUGUUGCACAGGAGCAACUGCGGGACGUAGUUCACGUUCAAGCCUCUGAGCGCGCCUUUGCUGCCCUCCUUGGCGAUGGUCGUGUGGUGACCUGGGGCCACCCUGAUUCGGGCGGAGACAGCCGCGCCGUGCAGGAGCAGCUGCGCGACGUUCAGCAGCUCCAGGCGAUGUCGAGCGCGUUUCUUGCCGUUUGCGCAACUGGCGGCAUUCUCACCUGGGGCAAGCUCUCGAUUGAGUGA